CUAGCCAGUUGCAUUCACCAUCUUUAACAUAUAAAAAACAUUUCCAGAGAGCCACCAAAACUAAAGAAUGAAGAAAGCAGAAGUGAUGUUUAUCCCUUCUCCUGGUCUAGGCCAUUUAGUUUCUACCCUCGAAUUCGCCAAGCUUCUUAUCAACCGUGAUAACCGUCUCCGAAUAACAGUAUUAGUCAUGAAAUUCCCAAACACCACAGAAACCGAUAUCUACACUAAAUCUCUUCCAAUCACUGAUUCUCUCCAACUCAUCAACCUUCCAGAAUGUUCUAUUCCACCAUCCUCUGAUCUACCUUCCUCCAUAACAGCUCUCCUCGAAUCUCAAAAAUCGAACGUCAGACAAGUCGUUACAAACCUCACAACCGGAGAACAAAACGGAAACCUUGCUGCCUUCGUCGUUGACAUGUUCUGCACUACAAUGAUUGACAUUGCCAGAGAAUUCUCCGUUCCUGCUUUCGUUUUCUUCACUUCUGGUGUUGCUUUCCUUGGUUUGACGUUACAUCGUCACACUCUUCGCGAACGAGACAACAUCAAUUCGACUCAGUUGCAACAAAUGAACGAGUUAACAAUCCCAACUUUCUCCAACUCGGUUCCGUUGAAAUCGGUGCCCAGUAUUGAGGUACUCAAGGAGUUGGAAUGGUUUUCCAUAAGCUUUGCGAAAGGCCUUAAGAAAGCGAAUGGCAUUAUAGUAAAUUCUUUUGAAGAGCUAGAGCCCUACGCGGUUCGCUCAUUUUUAAAUGAUAUUGAUUUGGCUGCUAUACCCAUAUAUCCAGUAGGGCCUAUAUUAAACCCUGAUUCCAAAACCAAGGCCACUGCAGAUUUUGAUGAUGUCAUCAAGUGGCUUGAUGCUCAACCUCCUUCUUCAGUAGUUUUUAUCUGCUUCGGGAGCAGAGGUUCUUUCGAAAAGAAUCAGGUUAUGGAAAUUGCGCGUGCUAUUGAGAAUACUGGCGUCCGCUUUUUGUGGUCUCUACGUAAACCUCCACCGAAGGGUUUUACGAUUGCGCCCAUCGAUUACCAUCUUUCUGAUUUGACUUCUAUUUUACCUGAGGGAUUUUUAGAUCGGACAGCUAAAUUUGGAAGGGUAAUUGGAUGGGCUCCACAAGCCCAAAUACUAGCCAACCCAGCCACGGGAGGUUUCGUUUCACAUUGUGGAUGGAAUUCCACACUAGAGAGCAUAUAUUUUGGUGUUCCUAUUGCCGCGUGGCCAUUGUUUGCUGAACAACAAACAAAUGCUUUUGUAUUGGUGUCUGAGUUGAAGAUAGCUGUGGAGAUUGCAUUGGAUUAUAGGGUGGAGUUUAAUGGAGAACCUAACUAUCUUGUAAUGGCUGAUAAGAUUGAGAGAGGAAUCAAGAGGGUUUUAGAUAAAGAUGGUGAGGAAAGGAAAAACCUCAAAGAGAUUAGUGAAAAGAGUAGAAAGACUUUGUUAGAAGAUGGAGGCCUCCCACAUUUGUUUAGGCCGUUUGAUUGAUUUGAUUAUAUUACGAAUCAAGUAGGGAUGGCAAACAAAUUGUACUCGCAAAUAUCUCAACGGAGAUGCGCUGAGUAGCUUAAGAGGUACUCGUGCAUGAAUUAAAUGAAUAUUUUUCUACUACUUUAGUUAAUGAAUUAAAUGUAAUGAUAUUCGUAUCUACGGAUAUUCAUACUCGUUUAUGUAUUAGUACUUUUUAUGAAGUAAUUUUAUGCACUACGCCAAAAAUGACA
Cicer arietinum (chickpea) is the source of this 1710-nucleotide messenger RNA. RefSeq names its product UDP-glucose flavonoid 3-O-glucosyltransferase 6. NCBI's taxonomy places the organism in Eukaryota, Viridiplantae, Streptophyta, Magnoliopsida, Fabales, Fabaceae. The record is from RefSeq and is a predicted model, not a curated record. Gene Ontology annotation, molecular function: UDP-glucosyltransferase activity.